Messenger RNA from Rotaria sp. Silwood2, 3253 nucleotides. The record is from the annotation of a GenBank genome assembly. NCBI's taxonomy places the organism in Eukaryota, Metazoa, Rotifera, Eurotatoria, Philodinida, Philodinidae.
AGCGAUGGUGCUAUUGCAGAAGACAGCAAUGGUAAAAAAGCUUAGUCACACUUGAGCAUGUUUCGCUGAACGCUUAUAAGUAACGCCACGCAGAAUUAACAAAAUAAUUGAUCGCAGAAGUAAGGGAUGGUGGGAUUGCGGAAGUCAGCAAUGGCAAGAUUUUUUUGUCAUUGGUUCAGAACACAGCUAGUGAAUGCUACGAAAUGAGUUCAUCGCAGAAGUCAGAAAUGGCAGUAGUUUUUCCUCAGCGUUGUGCAUAUUUGCGUGAUUGUUUCAGAAUAUAGCUAGAGAGUACUUAGAAGGGAGUGCAUCGUAUAAGGCAGCUAUGGUUUGAUGGCAGAAGUCAGGAAUGACCGCAUUUUUGCAUCACAUUUGCCCAUGUGUUGCGAUAGUGAAGAGCAAAGCUACGUGCUAUGAAGAAAGGAAUUCAUCAGGGAAGUGAGCGAUCGUGUGGUUGGAGAAGGUUGAAUUGGAAAAAGUUUCGCAUAAGUGUUUGCUGUGUUUGCAUAUUAGCGGGAGUAGAGGCGUGGCCAUAAUUAUAAUGCAAUGGGAUGGAAAAGUCUGGGCUGCGUGUCAUGGAAGAAGAGCCGAAUGGGAAGUGGAACGGAUUGUGGUUGCUGAAUGCGAGAAUAGUGAUGUGUUUCAGGAGUAGCCGCGGUGGUUUGUUUUUAGCUACAGGUUGGCACAUCCGAGUCGUUGACAUGGAAAUUGGUCGCUGGGUGUUGACGAUGAUAUGAAUGGAGCAUAUGAAAAUUGAACAAGUUUGAUUCUUAUAGUCGAUGGUAUGGGUUGUUUUGGUGGUUGAAGAUCUUAAUCAAUAUCAGCGUAGUUCUUUGGCGGCGGGAUUGAACUUGAACGUCAGAUGUUGGGAAGCGAAAACGUUUUUCGUCGCAUUGUCACAUGUUGCGCAGUUUAAUAUAGGGAUGGAUGGGAAUGGAGCACAGAAAAUUUUAGCGAUGGUCUGGGAUGGUGUGUUCGGUUAGAUCAACAAUGCGAUAACUUAUUACUGCCAAGGAAGCAUGUUAUCCUGUUUUGCAUAUGGGUUGGUAUCGCAGUCACUGUGAGGGAAACGUUUUCGAAGAGUGAGUGAAAGUGUUGGUGGACAGGUGAACAAUGAGAAAACUUUCUAUGCAGCAGCUGACUGUAUUUGCGUUACCCGUUCGAAGUCGAUCGUAGUCAAUAGAUGGAAAAUUUAUGGGAAGAAUCUGCAUUGGCAUACUCAGAUGUGCCAGUGGUGGGAAAUAUUUGUUCUACCAGCUUGGGACUUGCUGCUGCGUCGAUGAAGACAAAUGGAUUUCGCUUACUAGAAAAUUCGUAGGAAGUGUCAGCGAUGGAAUGUUGCCAGAGGUGGGUAGUUGGAAAACUUGUUGUGCAGUAGCUUUUUAUUUUUGCCGGUUUUCCACGACAGAUAGAGCAGAAUUAGUGAAAAGAACAUUGAUCGGAAGACUAAGCGAUUUCGUUAGUGUGGUGGUCAGUGACGGAAUGGCUUUGUUCGACUGGGGGAGUAUAAUUUCUUGUUUCCAUCCAGAGAACGCUAUCGGUAAGAAUGAAAUUUGGAGAUAAAAUAACCGAUGGUGUGAGUAAACUAGUCAGUGGUGGGAGAAUUUUUUUCGCACCAGGUCAUCAUGUUGCUAUGGUUGCAUGAAGAGAUGGGUCCGAAAUAGUAAGGAGAAAGUGCUUGCAUGAAUGAGCGAAUGUAUCAUUGCAGAUCGGAAUAGUGGCAAAGCUUUUUCCAAGCAGGUAAGCAUGUUUCUGUCUGUGCAUGAAGUCACUGAUCGGAAUCAGUGAGAAGAAAGUAUAUUCCAAGAGUCAGCGAUGGUGUCAUUGCUGUGGUGAGCAAUGGGUAGAUGGUUCUCUAUUGGUUGAGGUUUUGUCGCGUUUGCAUGGAUGAAUCGAUGGGAAACGCUAAGAGAAAAUUUCAUCUGAAGAGUCAGCGAUUGUGUCAUUGUAGAGGUCAGCAACGGGAAAGCUGUUUUUUUCACUAGCUAAGGAUUCUCUCCGGUGUGCAUGAGAAGGUAAGUCACAAUCGGUUACAAGGCCAGUUUUCUGCGAAAGUUCUCGAUGAUGCUAGUGUAGUAAUAGGCAAUGCGAAUCAUCUCUCUUGGUUAAGAAAAUAAGCCAUUGUGUGGGUGUGGGUGUGGGUGUAGGUGUCUGGUAGUGGCCUGUGGAUAUUGGUGUGGGUGUGUGAUUGUGGCCUGUGGAUAUUGGUGUGGGUGUGUGGUUGUGGCCUGUGGGUAUUGGUGUGGGUGUACGUUUCUAACUAUGCCGACACCCACGCAUACACUCGCGCACAUUCACAUUCAUACCUACAUCCACACGCAAACGUGCACCUUCAAAACUAUGGUUGCUGGUGUUUAUGGGCCCUUUUAGCAUGUAAACACCAAGAGCAUUAUUGUUGCUAAGAUUAUUAUGUCGUUACUAAACUAAGUAUAACGUUCUGGCGUGUAAAUAUUCAGAUAGUUAUUGUUGCUAGUGCUAUUGUUCUUUUGAGACGAGCAAAUCUUCAUAUGUUCAUUGUUGGUGUUUCUGCACUUUUAAGAUAUAUGAGUAUAGAGUCGACAUUUCUAGUUUUGGUGCUUACAAAGCUUUGUAAACAUUUAGUUGGUUAUAUUCAACGGUUCGAUCGUUGGUGUGCGAUGUAUUAGUGCUGCCAUAGGGUGCGCCGACAGUUGAGCUCCAGAUACUUCAGCCGCACAAAAUUGAAAUCUCAUCGAUUAAGUAUAGAACACACGAAAUUAAUAUUGGAUCACUUAAUUUACUCGAAAGUAGUGCAGGGAAACAUGCGCAUCUUUCGAUGGUACUGAUGAUUCGCUGACAUAUUUUUCGUGGCUAAGCCAAUCAUCUUUACAGAAAUGAACAAGUUUUUCGAAUUAUAUAUGUUUGGCUCAUAAAGGUUUCAUUAUUGUUGGUAUAUUUUUCUAUUAUCAUUAACAAUGUCAAUUGGAAAUCUUCAAAACACAAGGAUCAACUUUUACUUAGUGGUUCUUGUUAGUGUCGUGCAAAUAAAUCUCAAAUUAUUUGGCGUUGUUGUCGAAAUGACUGUGUUGCUCGCGUACGUUUUGAUGGAACAGAAGAUAUUAAAGUUGCAGAUCAUGUUCAUGGAUCAAAUCCUAAAGAAACAAUAUCAGUGGAAUUCAAAUCAAAUAUCAGUUCUGGUGCAAUAGCAUCACAUGAUUCAUCACGAGGUAUUAUUCAUCAAGCUUUAUCAAAUGUAAAUAAAAUGAUGGUUCUGCUGUUCCAAACUAUUAAUUAA